Molecule: messenger RNA, 774 nt
Organism: Fusarium pseudograminearum CS3096
Lineage: Eukaryota; Fungi; Ascomycota; Sordariomycetes; Hypocreales; Nectriaceae
Exons: 2
Coding region: 1-774 (257 amino acids)
Source: RefSeq, a predicted model, not a curated record
AUGAAGACUUCCACCAUCAUCCUCGCUGCUGCGGCCGCUGUUGCCAACGCUCACUACGACGACACUCACGUUGGAUUCACCACUGUCUACAAGAACGGCACUGUCACUGAGCCUACUCAGUACACUACCAGCACUGUCUACAGCACCAAGACAUACACCGUCACUCAGUGCCCUCCCACCGUUGUCAACUGCCCUGUCGGCCAUGUCACAACCGAGACCAUUGCUGUUUCCACAACCAUCUGCCCUGUUACUGAGGUCCACAACCCUACCGAGCCUGCUCACCACAACCCUACCGAGCCUAGCAAGCCUCAUGAGCCUACUCACCCCGGCCAGGACGUUAUCACCAAGACUCAGACCUACGCCUACCCUCACCCCACCAACCACGGUGAGAGUGUGACCAAGACUAUCACUUACACCGUUCCUGUCGAUCACGCCAACAACGGUACCGCUGUCUACCCUCCCCACACCUACCACCCCGUUCCUUCUGGCGGUGCUCACCCUACCGGUGUCGCUCCUCCUCCUCCUCACUCCGGUUCCGAGGGUGGAAAGACUCCUCAGGGCGAGCAACCUAGCAACGAUGACGGUACCGACAGCGGCAGCAACGGUGGCAGCUCCUCCGGUUCUGGCUCCGGUUCUGGCUCCGGCUCCGACUCUAGCGAGGACCACGAGCCUUCCACCUCUGAUGUUCCUGAGCCUGUGACUGCCGGUGCUGGCAUGAACACCGUCACUGGCCUCUUGGCCAUUGUCGGUUUCGCUGCUGCCUACCUCAUCUAA